Molecule: messenger RNA, 8546 nt
Organism: Amoebophrya sp. A120
Lineage: Eukaryota; Dinophyceae; Syndiniales; Amoebophryaceae
Source: the annotation of a GenBank genome assembly
GGACGAUCAGUCGCAGUCAUGUCUUUUUUUUUUGUGAUUCAGCAUCGGUGUGGAACCACGCAGUAGAUGAACAGUCGUCAACUACGACUAGCUUGCUUACACGAAGAUCCUCUAUUAGCAAAUUGGGUAGAGUGAAAAAAUCCAUACAUAAAAACAUUCUUCAUUAAUUUGGCCACUAAGUAUUAGGCUACACACUCGCAAAGUUGUGUACAUACAAACGUAAUAUUGAAACUCACAAUUUUCUUGUUGAUUAUUGUCCGUGUUGGCGUUGUCAACAUAUCCAUUACUUCGUCCCGGCUCUCUCGCCACCUCUAUUGGGGUGGGAGAUUCUAUUACGGGCGCCAGCAUCAAUUGACCACUUUUGAUGAAAAUGCAGACUGCACCCCCUCCUGCUCCUUUCGUAGCUGGGGCAAGAUGACACUGCCACAUGCUUUGAGAAGUUGCUCUCAGCGCGGUCUCUGCGACGCAGCGACGUCGCGUAAUCGGCUGCUAGUAACAAGGACGAGGCACCAAGAACACCUACUCCUGCGCAGUCGCAGCUGCAACCCGCCUGGCUGACAAGGAACAACAUCAGAGCCCGCGAGAUUAUACAGGUGACUCUGGGUCGCGGCGGCUUCGGGAUCUAGAAGCAGAGUUGUCUCGCUUCCUACACGACCUGGUGCAUCGUCAAUACUAGCCGUAGCUUCGUGGGGAGGACCGGAAAACAACAGCACGCCCAAGAUGCACACGUAUUUGUUGCUGUUUGUUCUACUUUGCUCCGCAAUCACCGUUCAUGAGGAUCAUAAAGAAACUACGUGUAUGAAAACAAAGAGAGGCUCCUCGGUGGAAGCGAAUCGAUAUAGAAAAAAAAAAUAUCUUCAGGGGCGGCCACCUCUCGAAGGAGUUCUUUGAACUCGUGAAGCAAAUCGGGGAAAGCAGAAGCAAGCAAGAGGAGGACAAAAUCAUCCUGAAUGAGGUUGCUGCCCUGAAAGCAUCAGUGAACCUGCCCGGUGUUUCGCUCAAAAGGAUGAAAGAGUACUUGAUUUUUAUGACUGUGAUUUGUGAUGCGUAGCGGGCAAUUGAAUUGACUCUUUCUUUUCUGGUGCGGUACUUGUGCAUGACAGAACUUCAUCAUCUCACUAUUUCCCAUCAGGUUCCUGAUCCGCGCCAUCUACGUGGAGAUGCUGGGGCACGACUGCAGUCUGGCCUACAUCCACGCGGUGAAGCUGUGUAACGAGAAGCAGAUCAUGGCGAAGCGGAUCGGUUACUUAGCCUGUAACAUUUUCCUGCACAAGGACCACGAAUUCAUGCUGCUGCUAAUCAACACGCUCCAGCGAGACCUGAAGUCGUCCAACCAUCUCGAGGUCGCGGGAGCCUUGAUCAGCAUCUGCAGAUUGGUCAACCAAGAGAUGGUAUCCAGCAAAGAAAGAUUGUAGUUGUAACUUUGGGUAGGUGCGCAACAUGCAAGAUGACUGCGUCUGUCAUGCGGGUCACGCAUUGUAAUUCUAAUUGUAGCUGUAAGGUCUAGUCAAGCGCGUUUUCACGUAGUAUCUACUACGCAUGACAGGUUUAUGAUUUUGCUGUCAUGCCAGACAGAUUUGCAUUGCUGUUCCGCCACAAAAGUUACACCGACAAGAAUCUUUUUUUCUUGGAUAGAUGGUCCCAGCGAUCCUGCCAGAGGUGAUAAAAUGCUUGACGCACAACCAUAUCAAAUGCAAAUAUGUCUGGGUCUGGAAGGUGGCAACUUGUCAUGGUAAAUCUGAAGCAUGCAAAAAUCUGUGUUGCAUGAGUGCCAAGUAGACCUGUCCACUUUUGACCAAGUCGGAAGGGGGUUUGUCAUGCGGGAUAGGCAUGGCAGAGACCUCGCGGAGUCUGUCAUGCUAAGUCCUGGAUUCCAGACCUCAUGGGUCAUGGAAAAUCUGCAUGACAAGUUCACACUUUUCCAGACCCACUUAUUUUUGCACUUGAUAAACCACGAAUCCGUACGGAAGAAAGCGAUUGUGGCGCUAUGCAAGAAAAAAACUGUGUAAGUGUAACUCUGUAAUGCAAAACAUGCAACAGAGUUACACCUGUCAUGCCACACAGCCAUGAAGUCCUUUUUUCAUGUGCAUUUCCCCUUACAAACCACGCAUCACAGGUUUUCUCUGUCAUGUAGAGCAAAUUUGUGAUGCUGUCGGCCAAAGAAAGUUACACUGACACACUUUUUUUCUUGGAUAGGCUCUGCACAAAAUUUACAAGCUCGACAGCAACAUUGCAACCAGCUGUAACGACAAUGUCAGGAAGGUAUAUGAUACAUGCAUGGCAAAUCAUGUCUUCGCUCCUACUGCAGAUCAACAACAUGAUAUUAUUUGUGAUCGCUAUGCGAAGUAAAUUAUGAAAGAAGAAGAACAAAUCCCUGCCGCCAGUAAACACAAAAAUAACUUCUCCCCCAUCCCCAGGUUCUCUGCGACCAGGACCCGUCUGUGAUGGGUGCCAGUCUGUACAUGCUCCACGACUUGGCCAAGCAGAACACGAUCGCGAACAAGGACCUGGUGCCGAGCUUUUUGUCCAUCCUGAAGCAAAUCAUCGACCACCGGCUGCCGCGGGAAUUCGACUACCACCGGGUGCCGGCCCCCUGGAUCCAGAUCAAGCUAUUGUCCAUCCUGGGCACGCUGGGGCACGCGGACCCCAAGGCCAGCGAGUUGAUGUACCCGCUUUUGGGGGAAAUGAUGAAGAAAUCCGACAUGGGCGUCAACGUCGGUUACGCGAUUUUGUACGAGUGCGUCAACACCAUCACCAAAAUCUACCCGCAUCCGCCCCUGUUGGAGCAGGCCGCGCAGUCCAUCUCGCGCUUCAUCUCCAGUGACAACCACAAUUUGAAGUACUUUAUACUGAAAGUGAAAACUUGUAUUGCUGAUGAUGGAUGGCAUGCUUCUGUCUUCUGUUUUCUCUCUACUUGUUUGUUAUGACAACGUCGCGAUGAAGCCGCCGGGCAAGUUGAUACAUAAGUACGUACAUCAUAGGAAAGGAUAAGUACGUACAUCAUAGUCGUCGCGCGUGUGAUGAAUGUUGGCAUCAAACUUCACUCAUCAUCUACCACAAAUCAAGGUACCUGGGCGUCACCGGCCUCGCAGCGAUUGUGCAGAUGAAUCCGAAAUACGCUGCUGAGCAUCAGAUGGUCGUAGUAGAUUGCCUGGAGGAUCCGGAUGAAACGCUCAAGCGAAAGACGCUGGAUUUGCUGUAUAAUAUGCUAUCAAGAGGUUUUCGUCCAUGCGUAUCAUGACACAGAGUUCUUCUCAUCACAUGACCUUCGCAUGACAAGACAUGAAGAACAAAAGGUACGACCGCCCCCAUACACUGUCAGGUAUAAGAUGACGAACCCGCAGAAUUGCACGGUCGUCGCCGAUAUAAAUUGCAAAAGUAUAAUCGUACUCGUAUAAAUGCAUUACAAACUUUCUCAGCAUGAGAAAUAAAAUCUGUGAUGCGGAUUUACCUUGAGAAAAAAAUUUGUGAUGCAUGAUUGCAAUUACUACGAGUGCGAUACUUUUGCACAGGAUAGCCGAGAAGCUUCUUUUCCACCUGCAAACCACCCAGGACAACCACCUGCGCAAGGAGCUCACGAGUAGGAUUUGCACCCUCGCUAUCCCACGAAAAAACUGCUUCACUGUGAUGAUUUUGCAACUUCUGCAUCACAAGUUUGCUUUGCAUCACAAAGGAAGUUUGCCAUGCGAGCCACCCAAGGAAAGACACGCCUAAAAACGCACUUUCUUGCAUAUGUAGCAAGACAAAGACGUCUGCGAUACACUUUCUGCAUCACAAGUCCACAGUGAAACAGUUUUUCCUUGCGAUACUCGCCGAGCGGUACGCGCCGUCCAACGACUGGUAUUUGGACACCAUGACCAACGUAUCAAAUGCAAAGAUGUCUGGGUCUGGAGAAAUGCAACUUGUGACGCUGCCUUUAGAUUCCAAAAAAAUCUGUAUUGCAUGAGCAGCAAAGAGAACGCAAUUUUUGCUACGCGGAGAGCAGGGCAUUUGUCAUGCGGACUAGGCAUCAAGAAGCCCUCAAAAAAUCUGCGACGCUAGGACAUGCAUCACAGACAUCAUGGCUCAUGUAAAACGUGCAUGACAAGUCAUCUCAGAAUUUCCCAGACCCAGACAUAUUUGCAAUUGAUACAACGUGUUCCAGCUGGGGGGCGACUUGCUGCCGCAAACCGUGUCGCACAAUCUGAUGCGCUAUCAAGUGUAAAAAUGUCUGGGUCUGGAAGAAUCCAACCUGUCAUGCUGAUUUUGGAUUCGAAAAAAAACUGUAUCGCAUGAGCAGCAAAGAGAGCCCAAGUUUUGCUACACGGAAAGAGCAUUUGUCAUGCGGUAUAGGCAUCAGGAAGCCCGCACAAAAUCUGUGAUGCUAGGGCAUGCAUCACAGACAUCAGGAGUCAGGCAAAAUGUGCAUGACAAACCUGGCAAUCUUCCAGACCCAGACACUUUUACAUUUGAUAUGCGUUUCGUCGCCGAGGGCACGGGCACGUCGGACGAAGAGGACGAAAAAUUCCGGGUGUACACGGUCAACACGUUUGUGAAACUGCUGGAGAAGUACGGCAAUGGGACGGACAAGGGGUCCCGCUUCCCCGACGUGUUGAUCCAGGUGAUCGCGUGGGUGCUCGGCGAGUACGGGUCUUUGUGUACGUUGGACGGCUUAUGGACUGCAAAUAUGUCUGGGUCUGGAAAGAUGCAACCUGUGAUGCUACCUUUGGACUCGACAUAAAAUCUGUAUUGCAUGAUGAACAGCAAAAAAGGUCCAGCUUUUUGAUACGCGGAGAGGGCAUUUCUCAUGCGGUAAGGGCAUCAGAAAGUCUACGGCAUGCAUCACAGACAUCAUGCGUCAUACAAAAUCUGCAUGACAUUGUUCUUCCAGACCCAGACUUACUUGCAUUUGAUACGGCUACCGCGGGAACGUGAAUGAGAUCACGGAUCUGCUCUGCGACUGCCUGUCCAAGUGGACCAGCAGCACGACGACAGAGAUCAUCUCCACCGGUAUUGCGCAGUCCGGCGGGACGAGCAGCGGCGCCACGGCGACAGAUAUGACCUGCUCAAAAGUUACAAUCUCAAACGGUACAAUAAAAUCUAGAAUUUGUGUUGCAUGAUGAGCAUGACAGACUCGCAGAGCGUUCCACUUUCUGCAAUACAAAUUUCGGCAGAUUCUAGUGCGGUUUGGGGCUCCGAAACUUGUCAUGCGCAAUCCUGUGAGAGUAGGUUAGCUCAUGCACUUCUUGCAUCACAGAUUUCCAUAUUCUAUUGUAACGUUUGAGACUGUAACACCUGAGCGGGUUAUAACAGAAACGAGAUGCUUUUUGAUCUCGGCGCUGACCAAGCUGACCGCGCAGAACGACAUUCUGCUGCGCAACGACGCGGCAAUUUUGGAGGUGGUCGAAAAGUACCGGGAGUCGAGGUCCACGGAUUUGCAGCAGCGGUGCUACGAGCUCAAACGCAUGGUCGAGCAAAGCAGUACCAAGGUGAUGCAGAUCGUCUUGCCCUUCGACGGAUCUUGCGAGGACGUCGCGGUCGACAAAAAUUUGUCUUUUCUGAACAAUUACGUUUCCCGGAACGCGGACGCAAGUAGUCGGUAUUUGACGAAAGAGGAGCGGAGGAAGAUGAAAAUGUCCGGGGGUGGGGUGGGUGGAGACAGCGGCAACAGUGCAAAUCCUUCGGGAACAUCAAGUACCAAGCCGUUGCACAAAGCCGCGAUCAAUUUCACCCCCUACGAAGCGCCAAAGGUCGGCCCGAAGAUGCACACGCCCUCCGGCCUGAUGGCAGGCGCCGGCUCGGGGGAUUUGUUGGGAGGGGCGGGCAGUGUUUCCGGAGCAUUAGCACAAGGCGGGUCAAGUGGGUCCUCCGCUGCGGAACCUGGGAUGCAGGGCAAGCUGCAGAAUGCGGGGCUCGGCGGCUUAUUCGACGUGAACAGCGAGAAAGCAGGGGGGCUGAGCUUGCAAACGACCGGGAAAAAUGCGGCGAGAAAAUGGGGGCCGGCAGGGUAAGUGUUUUUGCACGCCAGAGAUCGAUGAACGAUGAAAAUGAUGGUCGUAUACAUGUCUAUGAUAUGUAAUUCUCGUCGUCGUCGUCCUAUUUUGCCGGUAGUUGGAGUGAGAAAACACCAUUUCUCCUGCAGAGCUGUAUUCUCCUAGAACCAAGAGAAGGGACGAGAUGCCAGCACCUACUCGCACGCAGUGUUUACUCACUUUCCAAACUUGCUACCCGUAAUAUACAAUUAAAGUUCACUUUGCAAAAUUACCAGGUACAACGAGCCUGCCGCACUGCAGCCGCAGCAACUGCCCAACAAUGUGGCCGGGGGGUCGGCAAGUUCUACCGGGACGGCCACCACAGCGGCAGGCGUAGCAUCAGGUUCUCAAUCAACUGGAGCCACGACGACUAAUUCCCAGCCCCAAACAGCGCCCAGGCCCGCGCCGAUGGAGAAUAAGCGACAGACCGAAAGUAUCAAAUGUAAAAAUGUCUGGGUCUUGAAGAAUUCAUGUUUGUCAUGCUUGUCUGGCAUGACUCUUAAAUCUGUCAUGCACAUUACCCAAGAUCUCCGUUUUUCUGUGAUGCGGAAGCGCAGUUUGUCAUGCGGAAUAGGCAACACCUAGAAGCUCAGAAACUUGUCAUGCUGAGCCAGCAUCUGUAGCCUCGUCAUGAGACGCCACCCAGCGUCACAAGUUUCCAGACCCAGACGUUUUUUCUUUUGAUAGAAAGAGAAAAAAUGGCCGCAGCGCUCUUUUCCGGUAUGACGGCGACGCCCGCGCAGCCGGUUACCGUGCAACCUGAGCCGCUAUGAAGUGUAAAAAUGUCUGGGUCUGGAAAGUUGGAACUUGUGAUGCUAACUUUGGACUCUAGAAAAAUCUGUAGUGCAUGCUCAGCAAGAGGAGUCCAGUUUGUGUUACGCGGGGAGGCCAUUUGUCAUGCGGAAUAGGCAUCAAGAAGCACUCAGAAAAUCUGUAAUGCUAGGGAGUACAUCAUAGACGUCAUGGGCCAUGUAAAAUGUGCAUGACAAGUUGCAGCCUUCCAGACCCAGACAUUUUUACAUUUGAUAGCCGCCACCCGGAGCGGGCACGGCACACCAACAGAAGGUCGCAGCGAGCCUGUCUCUUUCCUCGAACGCAACGAGCUCUACGACAACAACGCACACCAGCCCGGCGGACGACGCGCAGCAGAAGCAGGUGGACUUACUUGGGGAUCCAAACGGGGCAUCAAAUCUACUUGAUUCAGGAGCCGGUGGUGGUAGUGGCACUACCAAAAAUCCUAAUUACCCUGCGCAGGGAUCCAGCAGCGAUCUGCUAGGUGGCGCGGAGGAAGAUUUGCUGAGUCUUGGACCACCAGCAGCCUCAACUGGACAAACCUCAUCUGCUGCAGACCUGCUCAUAUCUACCUCUCCCGGGGGUCCGACUGCGAGAACAGGAACGGAAGCUCCCCCCACCGGAAACGAUCUCUUGUCCCUCGACUUUUCAUCAUCGGCCUCCCCAGGACUUGCGACAGCGACACCCGUCGUUGGAAAUAACACCUUCUCCCCCCUCCCCCGGUCUCCGGUAAAAACGCUUGAUCAACGACCCCACGUCUUGACGCCUUUCGCGAUAAAAAUCGACCAACUCGGAGCGGAGUGGGGCACGCUACCCGCGGAAAGAAGCGUCGCUGUCAGGCUGGGGCCAUCGGUACUAGGAAUUUUGAGCGGUGGGUGAAGAUGUUAAUAACGGCCUUUUUUUUCAUUCUGUGUGCUGGAAGGGUCUUCAUCCUUUGCAUUUUUUUGGGAAUCAACAUGUUGAUGUCCAUCAACCUUGAGAAGGUCCAAAUAGGAUUCAUUGUUCUCCCCCUGAAGCUGCAGAUACAUAGACUAUUGCAAGCAUUUACUUACAUCUAUCGACAAUCAGGUCCCCACUUGCGACGUCCUGGUGCAGAAAUUGGAACAAACCCUCGGGGUCGGUCGUGUCGAGAUCAUCGGGCAGGAAGCGAUGCUUGCUGGGCAAACCAUAAGCGGAAACGCAAAGGUCUUUCUCCACGCCCAAUUCACGCCUGGUCACCCGACCGCAAACAUCGCCAUCAAGGGCGCCACCGACGCAGCGGUCGACACAGUGGCCGGGGCCCUGCAGAGCGUCGGGACGCUGGGGUGAUAAAAGCAGCCGCGUGGGGAGGGGACUGUGGUCGGGCGGAAGAUGAAAGAUUCUUGGGAACAGACACCGACAACGAUGGAAGAUUUUUUGAACCCAUGAAAUACACGACACAUGCUGACCAUGAUUUUUACAAAAGUGCGACAUGAUCAUCAUCACGGUGAUACUUGGUAUCUAUCUGAAAAUAAGAAACACGAAAGCGACAAAAGGACAAGCUAUAGCAUAUAGAAUUGACGUCUUUGAUACUUUGAAGUUGAACGGCGAAUCGAAAGGAAAACUAGGGCCCCCGCCAGGAGUCGUAACAACUGCACUUCUUUUCCGGGGACACUUAGGCUUUUCGAAACAGCAAGAACAUCAAGACACCAGAUCUGGUGGCGCAAGAGGUUGUACUUACCUCUCAAUACCGCUCGGCCUUCAUGAGGGAUGCCUGGUCACCAU